Messenger RNA from Megalops cyprinoides (Indo-Pacific tarpon), 2632 nucleotides. Its product is annotated as sorting nexin-12-like. The transcript is spliced from 6 exons. Lineage: Eukaryota; Metazoa; Chordata; Actinopteri; Elopiformes; Megalopidae. Gene Ontology annotation, cellular component: retromer complex; early endosome membrane. The record is from RefSeq and is a predicted model, not a curated record. Gene Ontology annotation, molecular function: phosphatidylinositol-3-phosphate binding. Bases 115 to 597 code for a protein of 160 amino acids. Gene Ontology annotation, biological process: late endosome to Golgi transport; endocytic recycling.
UCGUGAUUUCUCUAUUUCCAUUGGCUGUGCUGAUUGCACAAUGGGCAGCCGUAGUCUUUCUAACUACUGUCGAGUUUCGUCUGUGGACCUAAGGAGGUUAGCUCGAAGCCGAAAAUGUCUGAGCCCACUGUGGCAGAUACUCGUCGGUUAAACUCCAAACCUCAGGACCUUACGGAUGCAUACGGCCCCCCGAGUAACUUUCUUGAAAUUGACGUGUAUGACCCACAGACAGUCGGUGUAGGCCGGAACCGUUUCACCACCUAUGAAGUGCGGAUGCGGACAAACCUUCCAAUCUUUAAGCUGAAAGAGUCUUGUGUGCGAAGACGAUACAGUGAUUUUGAGUGGUUAAAAAAUGAGUUGGAGCGAGACAGCAAGAUCGUAGUGCCCCCUCUGCCUGGCAAAGCCUUGAAGAGACAGCUGCCCUUCCGGGGAGAUGAGGGUAUCUUUGAGGAGUCCUUCAUCGAGGAGCGGCGGGUCGGCCUGGAACAGUUCAUAAACAGAAUUGCUGGCCAUCCCUUGGCCCAGAAUGAGCGUUGCCUACACAUGUUCCUGCAGGAGGAGAGCAUCGAUCGGAAUUACAUCCCCGGAAAAGUGUGAAUAAACCUCAGUGAUGCAGAUGUGGUGCACAACCCAGAACUUGGCCAUCACAAUAAAGCCCAAACUACCCCCCGUCCCCACAGGUGACCCCCACCAACCUGACCCAGCUGACUCCACCUCUGUAUCUCCAUGUAAAUAAGGUGUAUAUUUAUACAUAUAUAAACAGGGAUGUUGCCAUAAAGCUCUAAUAAUGUGUCAGCAGACCUGCAGUCAGGAUGGGAUGAGAGCAACAUUGACUGACAUCUACAGGGGGAAAUGUGCAUUUUUUCCAGAAUCUUCACAAAAAAAACUUGAGCUUUCAUAAACCUGAUUAUUUCAUACCUGCUCUUCUGUCAUGACAUUGUGGCUGGCACAUUCAGCCUUUAUUUCCACACCCCUUCAUCUAUACUCCCACUGACCAAACUACCCCGCGGGUGUUGCUGUCGCACUCUUUUACUCUCCUGCAGACAGGAUCCAUUUCUGCACUGGACUUGAAGAGUCCCUCCAUCUCUUCUCCCUCUAUUCUGUGCUUCUCUCUGAAUUUACCCUGCUCAAGGACCAUCUCUUUGACUAAUUUUGGCCACACAUACAUGUGUUUGUGACUCAGAGCAGUAUGCAUGGGCUUUCAAAUUAUAUCAGUUCAUUUGAACCAUGGAAGAAAUAAAGAUGUGAUACAUUACACUUUAAGCAUGACCACAUGCCCAUCGUUAGCUCUUUGUUUUCUGUGCAUUUCACCCAGCAUUGUAUUCCCUGGCGCUGGUAGGGCGCAAUGGAAGAGCAUGAGGAUUGAAAUGGCUAUGUUUCCAUUGGAGUGCUGAAGCAUAAUUAACCGAAACAGUGCACGGUUUAAGCCCCAUUGAUUAUUUCAAUGUAAUCCUUAAAUUGAUAAUGAUAUAAUUUAGGUACAGGUUUGAACUUAAACCCCUAAAACUGAUUGUUCUAAUCCUGAUGUUAAUACUACAGUUUCACUGUGAUGUCAUGGCCUAGCGGAAAUGCAGAAACUGAAAUUACUGAAUGUGAAUGCCUUGUAAAUUGGAUCAAACAGCAGUCCAGAGCUGCUGCUUAAGUUUGUUAAGGCUGUGUGAUUCACGUAAUUAGAAAAUUAAAUUCUACCUCGAAGAACUGGACACAGAUGAGUCUCAAUUUAUCUCAUAAGGUUAGCUUUACCCCCUCGGACAUCUCUCUCCCAGUGAAAAUGUCGGCUGUCACAUUUGUGCCAUGGAAACACACCCAGCACUUUCUCCCUCUUUUCGACCAUUAGACCAGUGGUUCUUAAACCAUGAGGCAAGACCCAAAUGGUCCCAGUUUGUACUGGGUGAUGAAAAGAUCAGUCGGGGGGUCAAUUAGAAAUUGGUUUUGACCUAAUAAUCCUUCACUGCUCAACAGCAAUCUAUAUUGGUGCUUUAAGUAUAUUUUGCCUCUCAGCAUGAUCGAUCUCAUUGACAAUCUGAUUUACAAUCUAUACACAAUAUUGUACAAUUAACUUUGCCAGUAAACAAAAUUAUUUGCUUUUCAUUGGUAGAUAACCAUUUGCUUUAGCAUUUCAGAAAAUUAUUAAACUGUUACAAGUAUUUUCUUGUAGAUAUUUAAUCUGUUUAAAUGAAAGUGUAUCAUUUUCUAUCCCACAUAUUGCACUUAUCUUAAUAGGCUGUGCUGGGUUUUUUAUUGGGUCUCUGAGACAAAAGGUUUAAGAAUCACUGCAUUAGACUGAUAUUCUAGGGCAUUGCCAUCCUUUACAAAUGUAGCACUAUUAAGAAUGUAAGAAAAAUAUGAUACACCAAUGACAUGGACCAUGUCUUCCUGUUCUGUACAUCCCUGUUAUGAAUUUACUCUUAACAAGCAGACUGAAUGUUUUAUAAUCACCUUGAUUUUAUUGUAUUAUUUUAUAUUAUCCUUAUAACUUAGCAACUUUCCAUAUAUGUAACUGCUGUCAAGUUUCAUCUGUGUUUUGUUUUAAUGGUGUUGUUUCAGAUCUUCUGUCAGGAAUGUCAUGUUGGAUAAUCAUGUUCAUAUUAAACCACUGUGAAAACAAAGGACUUGUCAUUGUCUACUACAA